AUGGCUCGAGCAUCUUUUCUUCCAGCGCUUGUCCUGGCGUGUGCUUCCCGGGUACUUGGCUUGGCUGUGAACAGCAGCGGGAACUACUCCUUCCACGACCUCAGUGGAGAGGUCCAUAGCUUCCGGCUCCAGAACGGCAGCCUGCAGUGGUGUCACAAGACCUGCUAUGCACCCAAGAAGCUGCGUAUCGACUUCAACAGCAGCUAUGCAGGCUGCCAAUACAGCAUCGCGGCGCCCGAAGAUGCGAACCCGAGCACCACCUCGGCGAAGCCAACAGUGGCGCUGAAGGUGGACCUCGGCAGCACCUUGCCAGCACACUUCGGCCCUGCUGCCGUGUUCAGAGACGGCAUGGUGCAUACAGUGCCCAUCGCCCACCCGCGGCGAUUGGAGGAGGACGGCGUAGCGGCGGUGGCUAUCGCAGAGCCCCUGCCAGGGCUGAGACAACGGCACUUGGUGCGACAGAUCCGGCACUUGGCCCUCCAGGCCAAGGUGGCCAUCACCGGCAGCGCGCUGGAGGAGCUGAGCUUGCCGGCCCUCUUCAACGCCACCGAGGACCCAGGUUUCUCCUUCGCCAUCCCUUUGCAGUCAUCGGGGCCUGUGUUCCUGGCGCUCCCUGGCUCACCGAACGGCUCGGAGCCCUGCGUGGCCAUCGUGGAGAAGGUCGCGGACUGCCAGACCUGCGCCUUCGGCCGCCAGAGCUGCCGCUCCAGCACGAUCCUACAGGGCCCAGACCAGGAGACGCUGCUGGGGUACCAGCUGCCCUGGCGGCCCUUCAUGCUCACGCCCUUAGCCUCCGAGGAAGCCAUGGCAAACCAUGAGCACCACAUUUGCCUGCAGCCUGCGAACGACUCGGGCUUGCGGAUGGGAAGGAUCUCCUACUACCGGCCACCACAGGUCAGCUUCAUCAAGCGCCUCGCAUGGAUGGUGGUGAUCAAGCCCAUCACCUACGACCCCCGGUGCCGCUCCGUGCAGCAGCAGAUGUUGGCCGCCCUUGCGGUUGCCUCGCGCCACGGCGAGGUGCCUCCGAAUGUGGACAUGUCCGAGAUGCGCAACAGCCAGAUGGAGGAUGUGGUGCAGCAUGGUACUCUGACGGGUAUCAACUGCCCCAUCCCGGCCAAGAGCCCCUGCUCCGAGUACGCGGAGGGCGCCUUUGCCCUUGGCGACCUCAAGCCUUCGGGCUACGACGACGCGCAUGUCACCUACGUCCUGGAGAGCUCCCGUAGGCUCUCCGGGCACGAGAAGCAGAUCUUCUUCCACCACCGCAGCGCCAUUUGCCUCUACCCAGGGGGCCCGGCGAAGCACGGCUGGCUCGUGGGCUUCGCGGUGGUGCACAUGUGCCGCGGCCAAGACGGGGCCACAUCCCGGAAUUCCGAAAUCUCGCCCACCUGCCGAAGCCCGCCAAAGUGGAUCGACCACACAGCCAGCGAAACUGUGGUGUGA
Molecule: messenger RNA, 1440 nt
Organism: Effrenium voratum
Lineage: Eukaryota; Dinophyceae; Suessiales; Symbiodiniaceae
Source: the annotation of a GenBank genome assembly